Messenger RNA from Lingula anatina, 2544 nucleotides. Its product is annotated as serine/threonine-protein phosphatase 4 regulatory subunit 4. NCBI's taxonomy places the organism in Eukaryota, Metazoa, Brachiopoda, Lingulata, Lingulida, Lingulidae. Gene Ontology annotation, molecular function: protein phosphatase regulator activity. The record is from RefSeq and is a predicted model, not a curated record. Gene Ontology annotation, cellular component: cytosol; protein serine/threonine phosphatase complex.
AUGCAGGACCUAAUAAAUCAGGUGCUGGAGGUUCUUCAUGUUGCUCAACCUGAGAUGCAGAUUGCUGCCAGCUCUGCAUUCCUCCAGAUACUGCAGAAGGACAUUGUUCCAGUCCAGAACUACACACAAACAUUCCUACAGACAAUCCUGUCUGGGUUGGACAGCAAAGAUCCAGAUGUGGCCAACGCUUGGCUCGAAACUCUCCUAGAUGUUGUGGAGCUUUUACCCAAAGAAAUUAUCAAAAGAGAAGUAAGUUUUGGAGAGGAGUAUAUGAACGGAUUGAAAAUUAGCUUUGUUUAUUUAUUAUUUAGUGAAAUGGGUUUUGAGUUGUAUGAUUGCCAGACCAAAUAUGCCAUAGAAGAUCAGCUUGAAGCCACUAAAAGUGCAAUAUUACCAGAGUUGGUGGAACUCGCCAACGAUGAAGAGAGUUAUGUGCGUCUGGCCGGCAUAGAAACUGUAGUCAAUAUCCUUAGUCUGCUGGAUGAUGAAACCUGUAAUGCAACCAUCAUUCCUCUGGUGUGUAAGUUCUGCCAGCAAUCGCUACAGAAUGAGGACCCUACCCUACCAGUGGUGGCCAAGCUGAUAGGGAAGCUGUGCCAUGGGUUGUCAGUGAAUCUAACAGAGGACCAGAAACAGUGGUUUCUUGAUUUCUAUAGGAAAUUAAGUAGAGUGGGCCUCUCAGAGAAAACAAAAACACCAAGAGAGGGAGAGCCUUUAAAUUCACCUGCAAAGGUGCCUGUGAUAGCUAGCAUCUUCCCAGAUGAGGACAGAGCUGUGGAGUGCCGAAAGAAUGCUGCCUUCAAUUUCCCUGCUAUGGUAGUGAUGACUGGGGCCCGCCAGUUUAAAACAGAGCUGUAUCCUACCUUUAGCAGUUUGUGCAAUGAUCCACACUUAGCAGUAAAGAAGACUAUAGCACACAGUUUCCAUGAGGUUGUGAAGCUCCUUGGCAGCUCUGUGCACUGUGUUCAGGGGGAACUGAUUUCACUGCUCAAAGACGAGUCCAUAGAAAUACUCAGAGGCCUAGUGCCUCAUAUAACAGAGACACUAGAUUAUAUGGUGAAGGCAGGAGGGAGUGCAAUCACGGAAGCUAAAAUGAACGCAAUGUCGGACGUGAUCCCUGCCCUCCUAGCCUGUGAAACUGUACUGUCAGGAAGUAACGACUGGAGGUUACAUGCACAAAUCAUGGAAAGCUUCUCUUGUCUUCCCAAAGUGUUCACAAGUGACCAGAUUUAUUUUAAGUUUAUACCUCUGCUGUUUAAGAAGCUCCAGACAGUGAGGCCUUUACCAGUGCGGCAUGCUGCAGCUCGGACAAUAUUAAUCUUGAUAAGAAAUAAUAGGAAAAUGGAACACAGGCAGGAAUUGAUAUGUCGGCUUGUGGAUGAAUACUGUCAUGGGAAGAGUUGUUAUAAAAGAAGCUUAUUCAUAGACAUUUGCAAAAUGGCAAUGGAACUUUACUCAAAAAGCUUUUUCAAGGAGUAUUUCUUUGAGUUUGUGUUAGAGCACGCCACAGAUCCCGUCCCAAAUAUUCGCUUGCGAUUAUGCUCCGUCCUACCCCGUCUGAAGACUAUACUGCGUCUCCCUGCUGAUCGCAACUUAUUGCAGCAACUAGAAUCAUGUGUUAGGAAAUUAUUGAUUAAUGAGAGAGAUCGAGAUGUUACAGCUUCUGUCAGAAAGUCUGUGGAAGAAUUAGAUAAGAUAACUGUUCCAAUGGAUUCUAUGGGCAGAAAGACUACGGUCGAUGAUGACAUUGUAGACCAAAGGAAAGAGGAAGAAGAGAAAAUGCUUAUAGAAAUGGAAGAGAAGUCUCGCAAAGAUGAACCAGAGACAAAAAGUUCCAAGAAAGAAGAGGGGAAGAAAAAGGAUAAAAAGGAUGUGGCCUGUAAAAUCCCUGCUCCAAAAAGAGCCUCUAAAAUACCUGCUGCCACUAGUACAAGGCAUCAACUUGAGAAGUCCAGAUCCGAGAGAGAAUUAAAAGCUGGCAGCAGUAAUGAAAAUACUACACCUAGUAAAGGUAAUAAAACAGUCAAAAGUUUGAAGAAUACCACACCUUCCCCAACUUCCAAGUCUCGGUCCCCGGGCAGUGCCAGCAGCAUAGGGUCAGCAUGCAGCACUAAUAGCAGACGUAGUUCAGCUAGCUCAACAUAUAGUUCCUCUAGUAGUGUACCUUCUCCAUCUCCAAGUUCAGCUGGUAGAAGGCGUCUCAACACUGGAAGUCCCCUUUCUAUUGCAAGUCCAGAUUCAUCAUCAUAUAGCACAACAAAUGGUGGAACUGCACAGAAGAAAAAUAGCCAGCCUGGAGUCAGUGGGGUACCAACAGCAAAAAGGAAGACCUCGAUGUCCAAAUGACCCCCCAGGUUUCCUGCUAAAGCAGGAGCAGUGCAAGUCUCUUGGCAACACUCAGUGGGGUGAAAGGCAUUGAUGGGAGUAGACCAAGCAAGGGACAGGGGAUACUAUCAGCUCCCCACCUCCUCCCUAGAUACCAGUGCUAUCAUGUGGAUUACAAUCAACUUCUGGUGUAACCAGCUUUUCUAAAAAAAUAAAAAA